Molecule: messenger RNA, 615 nt
Organism: Carica papaya (papaya)
Lineage: Eukaryota; Viridiplantae; Streptophyta; Magnoliopsida; Brassicales; Caricaceae
Gene: NF-YB7
Product: nuclear factor Y, subunit B7
Biological process (GO): regulation of transcription by RNA polymerase II
Cellular component (GO): CCAAT-binding factor complex; nucleus
Molecular function (GO): RNA polymerase II cis-regulatory region sequence-specific DNA binding; DNA-binding transcription activator activity, RNA polymerase II-specific; protein heterodimerization activity
Source: RefSeq, a predicted model, not a curated record
AUGGAAGAUGAAAUUAGCCAUGGAAAUUUUCUUAGAGAAGCUAGUCCAGAAAGCCCUUGUUUAAAAACCACCAACAAUCACUCUACAAACAACAAGGAACAAGAUCGGUUUCUCCCCAUAGCAAAUGUUGGAAGGAUCAUGAAGAAAGUGAUUCCCGCCAAUGGAAAAAUAUCCAAAGACGCCAAAGAAACAGUUCAAGAAUGUGUCUCCGAGUUCAUUAGCUUCGUUACCGGAGAAGCAUCCGAUAAAUGUCAAAGAGAAAAACGAAAGACUAUCAAUGGUGACGAUGUCAUAUGGGCAAUCACAACUCUUGGUUUCGAAGAUUAUGUAGCUCCAUUGAAAUUGUAUUUAAGCAAGUACCGAGAUAUCGAAGGAGAGAAGCUUAAUAUUCCUAAACAACAAAGAUCGGAUCAAAGACAACAACAACAACAGCAACAAACGCAACACGAGCAAGAACACAAUUUGCCUUAUAAUAGCUUAUAUUCUUCAACAACUUUGAUGUCUCAACCAAGUUUUGUGACUGCAGAUCAGCCAUUUUCAUUGCCUUUCUCUCCUACUUCAAUUCAAAAACAGUUGCAGCAACAAGAUCAAAUUGAUUCUGUGGGGCACUGGUAA